This is a messenger RNA of Drosophila innubila, 1889 nucleotides long. RefSeq names its product aarF domain-containing protein kinase 1 (gene Adck1). The transcript is spliced from 4 exons. The coding region runs from base 45 to 1592 and encodes 515 amino acids. The record is from RefSeq and is a predicted model, not a curated record. NCBI's taxonomy places the organism in Eukaryota, Metazoa, Arthropoda, Insecta, Diptera, Drosophilidae. Gene Ontology annotation, molecular function: protein kinase activity; ATP binding. Gene Ontology annotation, biological process: mitochondrion organization; lipid homeostasis; protein phosphorylation. Gene Ontology annotation, cellular component: mitochondrial inner membrane.
GUACAUGCCUUGAACAGCUGUUAAAAACCUUCAAACUGCCAUAAAUGCUGCGACGCGUGCUUGUAAUUGGAGCCCUUGGAGCAGGCAGCGUCAGCACCGCAUUGAGUCUCCGCACCAACGACUAUGACCUCAACUCUUUGGGAAUUGUGCGAUUGUCGCGUUCCGCUAGCGCCGUUGUUGAUGUCGCCCUCACCUACAAACGGCAGCUCUAUUAUAAAGAAUGGGACAAGACGACGCCGGAGUACAAGGCGGAGAAGAGUCGUGUGCAUAAGAUUGCUGCCGAGAAACUCCUGGAUUUGAUAUGCACCAAUAAGGGAGUGUAUAUUAAGGUGGGACAACAUAUUGGCGCUCUGGAAUAUCUGUUGCCCAAAGAGUUUGUCAAUACAAUGAAGGUGCUGCACUCGGAUGCACCACAAAAUCCCAUAGAGGAUCUGUACAAAGUCAUUAGACAGGACUUGAAGCGAGAUCCAGAAGAGCUCUUUGACAGCUUUGAGCGGGAACCACUGGGCACCGCCUCAUUGGCCCAGGUGCACAAGGCGCGUCUGAAGACGGGCGAAAUUGUGGCCGUCAAAGUGCAGCAUCCGUAUGUGAAGGGAAACUCACUGGUGGACAUGAAGACCAUGGAGAUUGCUGUCAGAAUACUGGCGCGAAUAUUUCCCGACUUUAAGAUACAAUGGCUGGUGGAGGAAUCCAAGAAGAAUCUGCCAAUUGAAUUGGACUUUCUGAACGAGGGCAAGAAUGCGGAGAAGGUGGCUAGUCAGUUCAAGAAAUACAGCUGGCUGCGUGUACCCAAAAUCUACUGGGAAUUGAGUUCAUCCCGUGUGCUGGUCAUGGAGUAUCUGGAGGGUGGUCAUGUCACCGAUUUGGAUUACAUAAAACGUCACAAAAUUGAUGCCUUUGCGGUGGCCAAUAAAAUUGGCAAACUCUACUCGGAAAUGAUCUUCUCCACGGGCUUUGUGCACAGCGAUCCACAUCCGGGCAAUAUUCUGGUGCGUCAGACGCCCAAAAAUGAAUUGGAAAUCGUUUUACUCGAUCAUGGCCUAUAUGCCAAUUUGACCGAUAAGUUUCGCUAUGAAUACUCCAAACUCUGGCUGAGCAUACUGAAGGUCGAUCGCAAGGCGAUGCGCGAACACAGCGAACAGCUGGGCAUUACGGGUGAUCUGUACGGUUUAUUUGUCUGCAUGGUAACGGGACGUCCCUGGGAGACACUCAUGCAGGGCAUCACCAAAGUUAAAUAUUCCAAAGAAGAGAAGAACACGCUGCAGAGCAACACGUCGCUGGUGCUGCCCCACAUUUCGGACGUGCUGGAGCAGGUGGAUCGACAGAUGUUGCUCAUACUGAAGACCAAUGAUCUAAUACGCAGCAUUGAGUCAACAUUGCGUACACAGAAUCGCAUGACCGCCUUCUGGGCCAUGUCCAAGUGCUGUGUGCAGUCCACGUAUGCCGAGCAGCGACUACAACAAACGGCGGCAUCAAAACGCUGGCGUUUAGAUCUUGGAGAACGUUGGGAGCUGUUUAAACUUAAUAUUUACUACCUCUAUUUGGGUCUGAUUAAUUUUGACUUUUUGGCGGCCCUGAAGCAGGUGCUUUAGCAGCCAAUGAUGGAUGACAUUGCAUGACAUUGAUUAAAGUACAAAUUUGUUGGGAAAAUUACCUCGUUGCCUCUGCUCGACUAGACGUCGUGCAUUCUCCUGACGCUUGCGCUGCAUUGCGUUCUUUUUAAGGGGUGGAUUGGUUGUGAUUAGUUGUAUAUUAAUGAGGAUUAUAGGAUUAUAUUACCAUUAUCACAGCACAUGGCAAAAUGACGACGAAACAAACAAAGAUCACAAUGUAGAAAGCGUAGCCCGAAUAGAAAUAUACAUAGUCCGGUUCUGGAUCUGGCCAGUAAA